AUGAAUGCCUCCCCACUUUUUGCUCCUCCGGGUCGAGCUGGCAAACAUGGUAAAGCAAUCACGUUCCUCACUCAAGAUGACACGGCCGUCUUUUACGACUUGAAGCAGGUUCUCCUCGAAUCGCCCGUAUCUUCAUGCCCACCGGAGCUUGCGAAUCAUGAAGCAGCACAAGGGAAGCCAGGACAGUACACUUCAAAGAAACGACAGGAUGAAACACUGUUCUUGAAAUAA
Molecule: messenger RNA, 231 nt
Organism: Caenorhabditis remanei
Lineage: Eukaryota; Metazoa; Nematoda; Chromadorea; Rhabditida; Rhabditidae
Exons: 3
Coding region: 1-231 (76 amino acids)
Source: RefSeq, a predicted model, not a curated record